GUUCGAAUCGUUCCAUCGUUUUCCCAGACACAAAAUUUUCGGCUUUCACGUAAACCAGAAGAAGGAAAGAGAAGGAGCAGUUGCAUGUGCAAUGGCAGACACGUAGUCGUCCAAUUUCCUGCCAACGAAAGUAAACACCUGUUCGAAGCAGGGCCAGGAAGGCGCUCGGUUGGUCGUCGAUUCCCCCUUCCUAACAAUGGAGAACCGACUUCCCGAGUGCCGGUCUACCGCGUCUCUUUGCUCGUCCAUGUUUCGUAGUAGCGAGUUCUGCCGGUCGAAAGCAAACAGGUGCUAGUUUUAAAGCAUCCUCUGUUAUUAUUCAAAUUAAUAUUUAAAAAAUAUAUAGUACAUGUAGGAAACUUAAUAUUGAAACAAAUAUUCAAAGAAUCUACGAUAUCUGGGAAAAUAAAUAUCGAAAGCCGCAGAGUCCAAUUUACGGCUCUUCAAACGUGAAAAUCGAAGAAAUAGGAAGGAACAGGGUGAAAGAACUCGAAGAUUAUUCCUUCGAUAUUUAUUUGCGGAUAUUUGUCCGUGGUGUAUUUUUGAAAAAUUCACACGUGAUAUGUAGUUAAUAUCUUUUGUUUAAUUCACAUGUAACGUAAGCUAUAACGAUUGUUUAAAGAAGACGACGCGACGCUGACGGUGUUUUCUUCGCGAUGUUACCGCAAAGCUUUAGUCUGUGAUGAAAUGAUUGCAAGAGGGGUUGAAAGUAUCAUUUUUCAAAACGUUAUGUUGACUACAGUGAAUUGUUAGUGAAGAACGAUGAUGAUUUGAGAGGAAUGCUCGCUGCCGAUCGUUGAUACGCGAAACAAGCGAGACGGAACUGGAAGUUUGAGUGGUAGAGAGUGAAAUAGUGCCACUGCUGAUUCUGAUCGUCUAAUAGGAUUCUUGUGAUGCAUCGGCCGUUGCCUGGAUCGGUGAAGGAUGUCCUUGGAUCGCCAUGAAACACAACAUUCUGAAGAUCCUGCCUAUCCUCUUUUGCACGUUGCAUUUACACACCGGACAAUUGAUCCGUGAUGCGAGAUGUUUUCUGGAAAACGGUGCCACCGCCGCACAUCUCUUCGUCAGCGAAGAUUUACCGGUCGGUGACACCGUGGGUGUACUCGGAGUGCUGGGUGAUCCUGGACCACAGGGUGACAUCGAACUCAGACUCCAGGAGCACGAUAGUCCAGUAACUUUCUCAGCGUAUUCGAAGAAUCUAACUCUUAUCAGGCCACUAGAUAAAGAAGGCAUCGAUGGACCUGCCAGCGUUUACGUGAACGUAAUUUGCGAACGGAAACAUACAUUAGAUCCUGGUUUCGUGAUACCAGUCAAUAUUCGCGUGACUGAUGCCAAUGAUAAUGCACCUCAAUUUGUAAAUGCGCCUUACGUUCUAAAUAUCUCUGAGGUCACGGUAGUUGGCACGAGGGUUCUUCAAGGUGUGAGAGCCGUGGAUGCUGACCAACCAGGGCCAUUUUCUACUGUACAGUAUGCCGUUUUGCCUGGACCGCAUUCGGAUUACUUCGUGUUCGUGAAUGCUUUAGAAGGCACCCUAGUUCUAAGGAAACCGCUAGAUUAUGAAACUCUUGCCAAUUUUUCCGUCGAUAUCCGUGCACAGGACCAGGGCAAUCCGCCCAAAUCAUCGACUACAACCCUCUAUGUUAAUGUUAUCGACGCGGAUGACCAAAAUCCUGCCUUCCAAAAUGACCAAUACAAAAUUCUCAUCCCUCGAAAUAUUAAAACGAGAAGGAUACUGAAAGUUGAUCCAGCGCCAAUAAAAGCAGUAGAUCAGGAUGUAGGAAUUAAUGCUCCGGUUCAGUAUACGAUUCAAGGAGGAAUUCUACCGUUCCUCACACUGAAUCCGGAAACAGCUGAAGUCGCCAUAACACGACCAUUAUACGAGCAUGAACUUUUAUCACCAGCAACUAUCGUGGCAAAGGCUACGCAGAUAGACAAUCCAGAUAAAUAUGCUCUUUCCACUAUAGUCGUUUCUCGAGAGUCGGAUUGGAACGUGGAACCCACUGCUGGUGGCAGAUUACCAGUAAGAUUCAUACGAAAGGAUCAUGAAACUAGUAUUCCAGAAAAUACCCCUCCAGGAAGCGUUUUAUUAACGACAGGAGUGAAUAAAGUAGAUUCAAAUUUAAGAUUCUGGCUUGUGGGAGCGAUGGAAGAUCUGGAAAGAUUCUCCAUCACUAAUUCCGGUGAAUUGAUUUUAAAAGGCACUCUCGAUUAUGAGAGGAGGGUCCAGCAUAGUUUUUUGGUUCGUGUCACUGACGGCCAUCAUAACGACACCUCACGCGUCAAUGUUUCUGUUGAGGAUGUAAAUGAAUGGGAACCCAGGUUUCGUCAUCCCAGGUACGAAUUUCACGCCGCAACUUUGAGAGAAGGAUCCAUCGUCGGAAAAUUGGAAGCUGCUGAUGGUGACAGAGACGACAAAGUUAGUCUAUCUCUUAGAGGUCCAGAUGCAAGAUCUUUCGAGAUACGUGAUAAUGGAGAAUUAAUUCUCAGAUCAGCAACAACCAUUAAUGGUACUUUGGCCAGGUUAGUGGCUGUUGCCUCUGAUUCUGGUCGUCCGCCGAGGUCUAGUAUGAUCCCAGUGAUCGUGCAUAUACCAAAUAGUGGCUCGUUACCAAUUGCUGCAAGAGCUGCACCUGCUUGGUUGGGCAGCAGUGUUCUCCUGGUUGCUGUUUUUGGCGCUGUCUUGGGUCUACUUGGUGUUAUAAUACUUGUUUUAAUUUUGUACAUAUAUAAAAAUAAAAGGCCAAAAGCCAGUGGUUCAGUAAGUUCAGUAGGAACUGGCUACAGAGAAAAAUCACCAGUUCCCUCUGCUCUGAGCCCGACUCCUCAAGUACUCGGGGCAAAUAUGCUUCAAGAUGCCUUGGAAGUACCUCGAAGAGGAAAUCGAAUCGAGAACGCGCGCAAUAUCGAUGAAAACGAGGAAGAGGCUGAGACUGGAGACGACCUAGAGGAAGAUGAUCAUGUUGAUCAAGAGAUUGUAGACGACAGUAACAAUAGUGAAUCUCGUGAAGUCAAGAAUGAUAACAAUGACGUCGAGAAUCCGGUUUUUGCAGCGAGGAACUACAAUGCCACUAUUAAAAGUGUAACAUCGGCUAGACAAUUGCCUCUUUACGCAAGACAUAAGGUGGCUCCAGCUCCAAAUCCUCCAGGUUUAUCAGCAACCUCCAACAUCCCCAAUAUCGGCGGUUUAGUUCAGAACAUGAACGACUUAAGUUUAAAAACUAAUCUAAAUGCUGACUCUUGCAAAUCUUCCAAUUAUUCCGGAGAUCUCCCAGAUUCUUUGGUACCUGCGUGGCCAGCUUGCUCCGUUUCACAGAGAGUCAAAAAAUUAUCGUGGGACGAUGACGAUAGGACAGUGGAUAGCGUAGAAGUGGCAGCAGAAACAAUGUCCAGAAACAGUCAGGUCGGAAACGAACGACUUAAUCUCACCGUGUACUUUUAAAUCACGCGAAAAAUGAAAGACUGAGAAAUAAAAUGGUUUCAAUGACUCCA
Molecule: messenger RNA, 3489 nt
Organism: Bombus huntii
Lineage: Eukaryota; Metazoa; Arthropoda; Insecta; Hymenoptera; Apidae
Gene: Cad96Cb
Product: protocadherin-like wing polarity protein stan
Exons: 18
Coding region: 941-3439 (832 amino acids)
Biological process (GO): homophilic cell-cell adhesion
Cellular component (GO): plasma membrane
Molecular function (GO): calcium ion binding
Source: RefSeq, a predicted model, not a curated record